AUGUCUACCAAACGGGUAUGUCUUUCGAUGUUCACCCCUGUGCCCUUCCAUUCAAAGAAGAAUGAUAUGCAAGCGAAGCUCUGGGUUUUCUACGUUCCAGCUAACCUUCUGCCUCAGAUUGCAUUUCGAGUCCACGGCACUGUACAAGGUGUUGGCUACCGCGACUUCACCCAAAAGUGCGCCACGAGCCAUGGCUUGAAGGGAUGGUGCCGCAACACCACAUGUGGCCGAGUCGAGGGUGAAAUUCAGGGCGAAGAAGAGACUGUCAAAAAGCUACUUCAGCAGCUUGAUAAGGGCCCGCGAAUGGCUCACGUUGUGAAGUUGGAAAAAAGGGAGCUGGAGCCCAAGGAGGGGGAGGAUCAUUUUUCGGUUAUGCGAACUAUGGAGUCUCGAUAUGCUUCUGAGGGUUGA
Molecule: messenger RNA, 411 nt
Organism: Penicillium cosmopolitanum
Lineage: Eukaryota; Fungi; Ascomycota; Eurotiomycetes; Eurotiales; Aspergillaceae
Product: acylphosphatase
Exons: 4
Coding region: 1-411 (136 amino acids)
Molecular function (GO): acylphosphatase activity
Source: RefSeq, a predicted model, not a curated record